Durusdinium trenchii is the source of this 1636-nucleotide messenger RNA. NCBI's taxonomy places the organism in Eukaryota, Dinophyceae, Suessiales, Symbiodiniaceae. The record is from the annotation of a GenBank genome assembly.
UUCUGUGUACAGUCACGCAAAAUUGAGCCGUUCCUGUGCGCUUGGGCCAUUCCUGCCAUGCUGAUUUGGUGUUUUGGGACUCUUGCAGCAGCACUCCUGGCGCUGCUUCGGUGAAAGUCGCGUGCGUUCGUGUGCUCGAUGCAGAUCCUGAAGAAGGAUGUAUCUUAAGAUGUUCUUGUGAUUCAGGAGUGGUCAAACCAAUUGUCAUAUUGAAAUAAUGGCCAUGUGGGAAGCGACACAAAAAGCACCAAAGGUGUCACUUUCUUUAAGGCUGGCCCAAGGGUCUAUGUCAGGCUUCAGUGAAGUGGGGCGACCAAAAGGCUACAAGUUUGACACACCCUGAGCUUUGCCAUUUCCUCUACCGUAGACUAUGAAAUCGGGCGUUGCAUGCGUGCGCAAGAUGCAACUUUGUGAUCGCGACAUGAAAUUGAGACUUAAACACUUGGUGAGAGCCCACUUUGUGAUGGUACUAGUCUUGGGUAUCUUCUAGUUGUGUUUUUGUUAUCUCAAAUCAGUCGUGACAAGCCCGAGAAUGAAGCGACACGAUGCUAAACGCGUCGCGUUCUUUGAAAGCGCUUAGGCCCGGCCCUACUUAGUCGAAUAAGUUGGAUCCCUGUCCCUGUGAGUCCAAUUAUUGUGGGCCAAAUGCUAGAAGCCUUGGUUGGUCCUAGGUUUACCGCCCUUUGGAUAUUUUUUGUUAAUAUGUUGGAUUGGUGUAAAUAUGUGUAAAUCCACUCCUUAUGUUCUGUUGUUGGUUUUGUUGAUGCCUUCCCUAAGGAUUUGCAUUGUGCUGGUCUGGCAACGGGGUUUGCUGCCCUUGUUGCAAGUACCCAGCGUUGUUUUGCAGAGACCCUUGUUCGAAGUCCUGCGGGAUGGAGUCGAAGCCGCGAAGCAGCGGCUCUUGAGUGUCUUCAGACUUGGUAUGUUGCUCUUCCUCAACUUGGAGGAGGAGGACCAGGAUGCUUUACGACAGGGACUGAGCCCAGACUUGCAGCAGAAGCUUUUCCGAGAGCCUGUGGGUGACUUGUUGCCUACACAGGUCAGAAGACUCUUAGUGGGCCCAGGUGAUGAGAACCACUCUGGUCGCGAUCGGGCGAAGGAAGAGCCUGAGCAGCCAGAGCUGAAGAGCCAGGAGAUGAAGACGAAGGAUAUCAACGAUGACGCAGAGGAGGUUGAGACACUCCUUGCUUCCUGGACAUUGGGCGUCUAUGCCGAUCUGCUGAAGUUGGCGUGCCGUGGAGCAGCCCGAAAGGUGAAGAUCUUUUGGGCCUCGCAUGGUGCAAAGAUGAAACACUUGUUUGGAGCGAACUCCUUGAUGACCACAACCGCGGUCAGCAUUGGAUGUGGCUCUGUGGGCUGCGUCGCUGGAGGCUGUGUGGGUGGCCUGUGUGGAGUGCCUUGUGCGUUAUUCACCUUUGGACUCUCCAUACCCUUUGGAGCUUUCUUGGGCAGCUCUGUGGGUGGCUGUGGCGGCCUGGCUGCUGGAGUGCUGGUCGCAGCCUGCAAGGAUGUCAUUGCCCAUGGACCUCCAAAGCAGCGCCUGACCCCCCGAGGGCAUCGAUGAAAGCGUCAUCCCAUGCCUAGGGACAUGGGCAAGCUACUGAUUUGUACCCUUUGCCUAAGCCUAAGCAAUGUG